Messenger RNA from Nylanderia fulva, 2577 nucleotides. Lineage: Eukaryota; Metazoa; Arthropoda; Insecta; Hymenoptera; Formicidae. The record is from RefSeq and is a predicted model, not a curated record.
UCGUGCAUACAUUAUAUAUUACAUAAGUCGUUAUAUUCAUUAUACAUCCAUAUACAAUGUAUCAUAAAUUACGCCGUGUACAUGAAUAUAUGAAUCUGGUUGCUUGUUACAGACCUAUUCGUUAAAAUAACAAGUUGUCAAAAGGACAAGAUACGGACGAAUAGGGAAAAGCUUCUCCCAGGAGUUUGCUACACCGAUGUUCGCAUUCUUUGCAUCACAACAGUGACCGGAAGAAAAUCUGAUACCUCGCUUAUCACUCGAUACGAAGUGAUAACGCACGGGCCAUCGUACGAUACAAUUGUGAUUCGAAAGGGUGAAUUAUUUUACAAAAAUGCCCAUUGACAUCCCUGCAUUUGCAUACGCUGCUGCGGUGGCUGGCGGCGGAAUAUUAGGUUACGUGAAAUCAAGUUCUAUUCCAUCGUUGGCAGCUGGUCUCUUAUUCGGAUCUGUUUUGGGCUACGGAGCUUAUCAGACUUCUCAAGACCCGACCAACGUAGCAGUUUUUCUAGGAACAAGUACAGCUCUUGGAGGCUUAAUGGGAUAUCGAUUUUACAAUAGUGGGAAAAUAAUGCCAGCUGGAGUAAUUGCUAUAUUGAGUGCUGUGAUGAUUGAAUAUGAAAUGGCAAGAAUCGUAGCUUGCAUCGUAUUAGUUUAUCUUAGUGCAUGUUGUAAUAUAUUAAGUGCGAAUGAGAACCAUGAUGGCAGUGUCAACGAUGAAAUACAGAAACCGUCUUAUCAAAGUCCAGAACCCUUCGGUUUUGCUUACUUAGCAGAGAACUUUGAUAGUGAAGAGAGAUUUCGAAAUUCCUGGCUGUUAUCGGAAGCGAAGAAAGACGAUACCGACGAGGAUAUCGCCAAAUAUGAUGGAAUUUGGUCCAUUGAAGAACUGAAGAAACAUGCCGAGGAGGGAGAUCUAGGAUUAGUGCUUAAGAGCAAAGCUAGACAUGCUGCCGUUUCUACUUUAUUAACUAAACCAUUUUACUUUGAAGACAAACCUUUAAUUGUACAAUAUGAAGUUAAUUUCCAAGAAGGACAGGAAUGUGGUGGCGCCUAUCUUAAGUUGCUCACAUUAGAUGAUAAGCAUAAGGACUUGAAACAAUUCCAUGAUAAAACACCGUAUACUAUAAUGUUUGGGCCUGAUAAAUGUGGCAAUGAUCACAAGCUUCAUUUUAUAUUUCGACAUAAGAAUCCGUUAAAUGGUACAAUCACGGAGAAACAUUGUAAGAAAUCAAAGGAUCGAUUGGAGGAUUAUUUCAAAGAUAAACAGCCGCAUCUGUAUACUUUGAUUAUACGGCCUGAUAAUAGUUACGAGAUUAAAGUGGAUAAUAAAAUCUUAAAUUCGGGUUCGUUAUUGGACGAUUUUGUGCCUCCCGUGAAUCCACCUCUGGAGAUAGAAGAUCCCGAUGAUAAACAGCCCGAAGAUUGGGACGAUAGAGAAAAGAUUGCCGACCCAUUGGCAGAGAAACCUGAAGAUUGGGAUGAAGACGCUCCAGCGCAGAUAGUCGAUGAGGAAGACGUUAUGCCCGAGGGAUGGCUCGAGGAUGAACCACCAAUGAUAUCGAAUCCGGAUUCCGUUAAACCUGAUGAUUGGGACGUCGAGAUGGAUGGCGAAUGGGAAGCGCCAGAUAUACCGAACCCAAAAUGCGAGGACGCACCUGGUUGUGGUCCUUAUAAGCAAAGAAUGAAGAAAAAUCCGCGAUAUAAAGGAAAAUGGCUGGCACCGCUCGUCAACAACCCCAAUUAUAAGGGAAAAUGGAAGCCUAGACUUAUACAUAAUCCUGAGUAUUUUAACGACGAAUAUCCUUUCAAGAUGUUACCAAUUAGUGCUGUUGGUUUUGAACUGUGGUCAAUGUCACUCGACAUAUAUUUCGACAAUUUAAUUAUAACGGAUGAUGAGGAAGUUGCAAAGAAAUGGGCGGAUGAUAGCUUCGAAAUUCGACGUGUUAAAAUUGCUGAGGAAAGUUGGACUAUAUGGAACCGAAUUGCGACAUUUACUGCAGAGCAUCCAUGGAUAUGGGCAGUAUAUGUAUUGCUAGCUGCAAUACCUGUAGUACUGAUAAUAUACUGUUGCUGCUUCUCAGAGGAUAAAUCAGAUUUCAAAGAUGAAGAAGAAGAAGAAACACCUUUAGAAAUAAGCAAUGAUGUCGCAGAAGAUGCAGAAGAAAGUGAAAAUCUUCAAUCUUUGAAUUCUGAACUAGCUGAGCAAAAAUCUACUACAGAAGAAACGGAAGAUACAGAAAAAGAGACUGGAACAGAGGAAGUAAUUGAAAGUGAUAAGAAUACAUCUCCAAUUAGUGGUGAAGGACCACGACGAAGAAAACCAAAUAAAGAAUAGGAAGAAAAAUUAUAAAAAGAAAUUAUUAUCGCGCGCGCGGUUUUUGCUGAUAUUUAUGUAAUACUGUCACAUUCCACAUCACAUUUGCUACUGUGGAUAGUAGAUGGUUACCAGUCACUCUAGCAAGUUCAGUCAUUGCAAUGAUGUGAUCGAUAAGUAUUAAAUUCCUUCUCUAAAGAUAUUGAUUUUUACUUUGUGGAUAUAUAUAUAUAUAUAUAUAUAUGUGUGUGUGUGUGUUUUGC